ACGACAGAAAGUUAAGAUUAUUUUAGUUACAUUUUUCACCUCCGAUCUAGAACGUAGGGUGCUUAGCAUAAGAACAUCACAAUGGUCGACUAGGUUGAUUUUCGACAAGCAUCGAAGGUUGCAUGCGUUCCGACUAACCAACGAUAAGUAUUUAAAAUAAUACAAAAGAAAAAGGAUUACUUCGAUCACAGUCAUAAGAUAAUUAUGUAAUCCAAACGUCAACCGUCAUUUUUCGUAAACCGAAGGAAGGACGUCGUUAAACGAUGGCUUACUCCUCCAUCCUCUGUCAGAAAGUAUCUACGAAGGAGAACGUACGCAAUCUCGAUAUUCUUUACCAAAAUUCGUAUUUUUCCGUGUAUUCGUGAUGCACAAAUCGUUUUUGUGAGAUUUUAUUCUACAAUUUCCUAUUGUUUGCUCGAGUGUCGUUACGCGUUAAACUAAAUCGCAAAGGAUAUGGUGAAAGUGUAAAGUCUUUGUUCGUUCUUUCGUAGCAUUUUCAGUAAACAGUGUAAUGUUAGAGUGUGCUGUUUUCGUACGGAGAUAUAUGUAUAGCGAUAUAAACAUUACUUUUUUGAUACCUAAAUCCGUUCUCGAUCAACCGAUAUACCAUCGCUAUGGAUGCACGAAGAAUGUCUAACUGGAACGUACUGAGCGUAGAAGCUGCACUUCAACAGCUCAACAACUUUGACGACGAUAAGAAGGAGGUUAUAAAACGAUCGAAUACGACGAUAGAAAAGCUGCCAGACAAGGUAUUGCUAAACGUCUUCAGUUAUCUGUCUCAUCGCGAAAUAUGCAGGGUAGCACGUGUGUGCAAAAGAUGGCGGCAAAUCGCGUACGACACGCGAUUAUGGAAACACGUAUCUCUGCGACCGGAAAUCAGUGGAUUGCACGUGAAUUCUUUGGACAAUCUGCUGCACUUGAUCAGCACGCGUUUUGGAGCUUCGCUGAGGUACAUCGAAUUGCCGAUCGAAUUGAUCACCCAUACGGUUCUUCACGAAUUGGCGAAUAAAUGUCCGAAUUUGACUCACAUGCUUCUCGACUUCUCCACUGCCAUGCAGCUGCACGAUUUUUCGGAGAUGCAAGCCUUCCCGACUAAACUCAAGUACAUGUGCAUCUGCCUGUCAGAGGUAAUCUUCAUGGAGGGCUUUAUGAGAAAAAUUUACAAUUUUAUCAACGGCUUGGAGAUCCUUCACCUUAUAGGAACGUACGAGAAGGUGGAAGAGGAGGAGGAGGAAAUCUACGAAGUGAUAAAUGUGCACAAAUUGAAAUCAGCCACCCCUAAUUUGCGAGUAAUUAAUUUAUAUGGGAUCAAUUUUGUAGACGAUUCGCACAUCGACGCAUUUUCUUCCAAUUGCAUCCAGCUCGAAUGUUUGGCCGUGAAUUUCUGUGCCAAAGUCACUGGCUCAACCAUGAAGACUCUGUUUCAAAGGAGCAGAAGAUUAAAGUGUCUCCUCAUGCAGGGAACAAAUCUUCAGAGCGAAUACGUGAUGCAGGUAGAAUGGGAAAAGUCGAGCAUCCAGGAGUUGGACGUUACCGGGACGGACCUGUCAACGGAAUGUCUGAUCGACAUGUUGACCAGAAUUCCAGGCCUUCGUUUCCUCAGCGCUGGUCAGCUGAACGGCUUUAACGAUAGCGUGUUAAAAGCCUGGGCUGAACUCGGCAAUCCUCGGAACCUGAUCGCUCUAGAUCUGGAUAGUUCCGAUAACCUGACCGACGAUGGUCUGCAUAAAUUCUUGUCGAGAUACGGUCAUCAACUCUGGGGGCUCGCCUUAUUCGGCAUGCCUCACAUCACCGAUCAACUAUGGCAGAGCGUAUUACCCAUAUUGACCAAUGCCAAAAUUCUUGUAAUGGGAACACAGGAGAGGUUAGGCGUAAAUAUUCACGUGGAUCAGUUGAUGGACGGAAUUGCUAACAAUUGUCCAAAUUUAGAGCGGCUGGAACUCCGCUGGGAUCCUGAGAAUCUUCGAUUCUCCGACAAAAGUCAGAAGGCUAUAGAUAUACUACGUGUAAAAUGCAUUAAAUUACGGUGCUUAAGCUUGAGCGAUGGAAGAUACUAUGAAAUAGUAAAGGCCAAUUUUGAACGCGCCGACAGACUGACGGUCGUUCGUACGACAACGUGCUGCCGCGUGUCUAAUUACUACCUCUUAGCAAAUUAUAAGGAUUUGAUUUUUAAUUAACUAUUACGAUAUAAAUAUUUGUACAUACGCUGCAGGGAUUCGUACAUAAAUUCUUCCAUAAAAUACAAGCACCGAAACGAAGAAGCAUAUCAAGAAGCUAGCGAACAACGACAAUUACGAUCGAACAACGAAUCUACCUGCGAUUACUCAAGCACUUACUCCUGCCCACGAAAGACAGAUACAUAUUUUUUUACACUAUUUUCAAGCGCAUAGCGUGAGUAGACGAGAGGUCGAAUUACUUUGACCCUUGAAUCUCGAACCGUUUGAUAUUACUAUACCGUUACCUAUGUACUAUAUACGCUAUAUAUGUAUACUAUACAUAUACACCAGCAAAAGAAAGAGGAAAAGGGAAACAAAGAAUAGGAAAAAGACUAACCACGUAAUCAAUGAGAAUUAUUAGGAAAAACCUUGACACGUACAAGUACAAGACCUCGAUCCAUUACGUCACAGGGUAUUCAUAAUUAAUCGAAAGAUCGUCAUUGGAAAAAGUUUGUCAAGUAUAAUAUCGACGAGAGACAGAGGUACGCACCAUAGCUGUUCGUAUCGAUUAUUCGCUAAUUUAUUCAUGCAGCCGUGUAGACGACGACGACGUCGCACUGCCCACGGCCGGUCGGUCGAUUCGCUCGAUUUCAUUCUCUAGCCACAUGCCAGACCCUUCGUUUAUAUAUUGCAUUAUAGUCGACGCAGAACCGUCGUGGCCGACACGACUUUUCGCAUGAUUCCCGAAACUUUCCGUCAAUCGUCGCGUUUCUUCCUUUCGUGCUCCUUUUAUCCCGAUCUUCCCCAAUGUCUGACGUCGAGGAGGACCUACUGGUAAAGAAGUUGAAGAUCGUGCUGGUCGGUGAUUCUGGAUCCGGCAAAGUGAGUUUUCUAAUGUUCCCGGCGUUUAACCGGAAGUGCGAUCCAAGUCCCAAGCGACAGUGUACUUUUUCUAGUCUUUUGUUUUUGCGUUAAUGCGAAAUUAACAAAAUAUCGAUUUGACUUUCGAUCGUACAUUUUUGGAAGGGUAUACACAUACGAAACGUCGAUGUAUAUGAUUAAAUUGUUUCGAGUUCAGAGUGCCUGAGCUUCGAAGAACCAAG
Bombus terrestris (buff-tailed bumblebee) is the source of this 3259-nucleotide messenger RNA. It is a transcript of the gene FipoQ, whose product is annotated as F-box/LRR-repeat protein fbxl-1. The record is from RefSeq and is a predicted model, not a curated record. The coding region runs from base 615 to 2177 and encodes 520 amino acids. Gene Ontology annotation, cellular component: SCF ubiquitin ligase complex. Gene Ontology annotation, molecular function: protein binding. The transcript is spliced from 8 exons. Gene Ontology annotation, biological process: SCF-dependent proteasomal ubiquitin-dependent protein catabolic process; positive regulation of protein ubiquitination. Lineage: Eukaryota; Metazoa; Arthropoda; Insecta; Hymenoptera; Apidae.